Molecule: messenger RNA, 2102 nt
Organism: Amoebophrya sp. A25
Lineage: Eukaryota; Dinophyceae; Syndiniales; Amoebophryaceae
Source: the annotation of a GenBank genome assembly
AGCUGCACUUUUCUGACUCCGGUAAAAAGGUGUUGCACGCACCAGACGACGGCGAAGGUUCGUCUACCGAUGCUUGGUCUGCUCAACUCGGAAAUGCGAAUCGGAAUUCUAAAGUGGAUGACCGCUUUGAGUUUCUGGACAACGAUGCGAGGGGAAGUAGCAAUCAAGGCGAGGAUGCUACUUUAUUCUCUUCUGCUGAGCAGUAUGUUCAGCGUGAGCUGCCCUUGGACCGCCCGACAGAGGCAGCAAAAAUUGGCGCCACGAAUAUUGCAGACGCCGGCUUCUUCAGUUUCAGCGCGUCUUCAUUUUCCCAGUUGCGAGCAGCUCAUGUCGAAGAGAAGCAAGGGUAUCUGUUGGGCAGUGGCUCAUUUGUGAGAAGAGCAUUUUCGCCAAUUUUCGGAGUAAGGAGUCAGAUAACGAAGGCUUUGAUUCAGAAUGAGUUUGCUGCAGACCGCGUCGCGGAUGAAGGAGACGAAGUAGACGGGGAGAUGACAUCAGGAGAAGACGCGAGGUUUACUAGUGAUCAUGGUCCCAGUGUGGUAUAUGUCCUUGAUGAUGUUCCAGAUGAAGCACAUGACCGUGUUGACCACACGGAAAUACAAGAAGAACAUUCAUCAGAGAGUUACAACAGCGGAGCUACGCCUGGUGUAGCGAACCUCCUCGGCCUCUGCUCUUUGUCAACUAUGCUUGACAUCAACAUGUGCACAAGCAACUUCGUGGUUCCCGACGACGAGGAGCCUGUUACAUCAACAACAGACUCAACAUCUCCGUUUGAACUAUUCGCGGAGUCUUCAUCUUCUGAGGGUUCAUUUCCCACAUCAUCUCCUGUUGCUGGCGCCACGUCAUUUCUGUCAUCCGCAAAAAGUGCACCUGGUGGCGUAGGUGGUACUGCACCAGCACAACAACCGGCUGCUGGAGGCUCAUCUACUUCAGGGAAUGGAGGACCCCGACCUGGAAUAAAUGUGCAAGCUGUGGGAGGACAACAUCAGCAUGGCCAUGGACAAGAUGAUGGACAUUCUCAUGAUGCAGUUUGCUCUACGCCCUUUCUGAUCCGUUGUCAGUUUGCUUCUUCUGAUGUCCAAGAACAAUGUCGCAGACUUUGCUCACCGUUGACAUUGCCACGCGUCGUUCGUACAGGUCUCGCAGUAAGAUCAUCCAUCGUCGCCUUGUUCACUUUCGGUCUGGCUGUCAUCGUCUGCGGACUGUUGUCUAUGCUAGUGAGCUGGCUGAGGAAGCUGCGGCGUGAGAUGUUCAGAGUCCGUAAGCCUGAACGGCGCAAAAAAUUGUACUUUGGUAUGUUGGACAUGCACUUGGGUUUCCGCGACCACGUACCGGAGAAAUGGCUUCCGUUAUAUGUACGUUACGCGGAGGAUCAGGAAGAAAUAAAGAAAAACAAGUCCUGGCAAGGUGCAGCUAGGGAACAACUACAAAAUGGAGCUGGGCUUAGAGUUCCAGUUGGUAACGGAACAAGAACAGCAACAACAAAGGAUGGUCAUGAUCUGCACCAGGAGAUGUUGAAUGAGAACAGUUUGAACUCCCUGUCUGGUAAGGAUUAUAUGGGUGGUGGAGCCGGAGGCGUCGUUUCCGUUGCACGCCUUGAUAACAACAUCAACAUGAUCACAGGUCAACAACAUCCAGACGUUCGGCCACAUCCCCAGCACGCGGCUUCCUCGGAAGUCUCCACGAGUACAUCUGAUUCUGAAGAUGAAAACUUCAUGCAAAAAACUGGAGGAACAAGUGUUGUCGGAGAAGGAACAAGUGCGAAGAAUAGUACAAGAACCUCUCCUAGUACCAAAGACAAUCAACAAAACACUACUAGUACAACUUCUCCUAAGAGAAGAAGUAAAAGCGUAGCUUUUGAAACAUCAAGACACAUGUCUGAUGACGAGAUGACAAGUGGUUCCGCGGUCACUACACGCCAAGAAAGCGCCGUCGAACCUCUUGGGACUAGACAAAGGUCUCAGUGGCCAGGAGAGCAAACGGGUUUCAGCCCUUCAUCGUCUUCAAGAGUAGUUGGUCCUACAGGUACCGCGAUGAUUAAUGAUAGCGGGAAUGAGGACGACCCAAGUAAUAGACAGGGAAGGACGACGAGAGAGACGAAC